Molecule: messenger RNA, 723 nt
Organism: Manis pentadactyla (Chinese pangolin)
Lineage: Eukaryota; Metazoa; Chordata; Mammalia; Pholidota; Manidae
Gene: C1H3orf22
Product: chromosome 1 C3orf22 homolog
Exons: 3
Coding region: 175-723 (182 amino acids)
Source: RefSeq, a predicted model, not a curated record
CUCACUCAGCCCUGUGAGGCCCCCAGGGUCCCCUCUGAGGUCAAGGUUGCUGUGGUCCCAAGGGGAAGCCACAUGCUUAUCCUGGUCCAGGUCCCGACCUCCCCAGUUCUGAUGGGCCUCCUCUUGUCUUCCAGCCAUGACUGAAGGGCGAGCCAGAGCUUAGCCCCUCCUGUGAUGGACUCGAAGGCCCCCAAGAAGUACUACCAGUAUAAGAGCAGGAACAAAUCCCAGGAGAAAUUUGCCAGGAAGUUCCCAUACAGGUUCUCUUGGUUGACGGAGCGUGACCCAGAGUCCCUGCAGCCCUGGACGGGCAUGAAGACAGACAGCUCACUGCAGAAGCAGCUGCCCCUGCAGAAGAUGUUGGUGCCAACGAGAUCCAUCCCCAUCAGAGGGUUUGGGGCCCCAGACUUUACAUCACUGUUCUGCUUCCACCCACCGCCGCCAUCACCCCCGAAAAGUCUCUGGGAACUCAGGCUCUUGAGACACAGCUUCCCCCGAGCUGGGCGCCAGUGCAGCCCAGCCCUCCAGGGGCCUCCCCUAGCCCCUGUCCGUGCAGCCACCCUCUCGGCCACCCAGACCCUGGGCAGUGGCCGCAGAGGACUCCCUUCUGGGCAGAGGGGGACUUCAGAGGUGGGAACAGCCCUGAAGGGGCUCCCAUCUCCUCAGAGACCACACCGUGCAAAUAAACCUGGCAGGUUCAAAUCCCACCUCUUCCUGGACUGA